Molecule: messenger RNA, 534 nt
Organism: Blepharisma stoltei
Lineage: Eukaryota; Ciliophora; Heterotrichea; Heterotrichida; Blepharismidae
Source: the annotation of a GenBank genome assembly
AUGGGUAGCAGUCACACAAAAGAAACAGAGAGCGAGUUCAAAAAAUCACUACAUGCUACCAAUAGAUUGAUAAGCCAAUUAAAUGAGCAUAAAGUAAAAAUUCAUGAAACCAUAAUUCAUCAUUCCAAAACACCGGUACAAAUUCCAGAUAAAAAUCGGCUUAAAGAUGAGUUUCUAGGUAAAAUCAAAGAAAUUGAAGCAAAAAUUGCAUUAGAAAUGGAUGAGCUGUGUAUUAUAAGUGAAAGCAGCAGUGAUACAUUCAGUAUCCAAGAGUCGAUUUUGGCUCCAAGCGAUGUUUUUAUUGAAACUCGUGAAGAGUUUUCUAUGAAAAGAAGCAUACCUGAGACACCUAGCUCUAGCCGUUUGCCUUUGGGAAGUAUUCGAAGUAUUGUGGAUGACCCAGAUAUUAAAGCUAUAAUUGAAGAAAAACGAAAAAUAUUAGAAGGAAAGUCGAGCAGAAAAAGCAAUUAUGAGAGCCAAGAGUUCAAAGAAACUACAGUAAGUGAAGACAAAAAUCGGCUGAUACAAUUAUAA